Planococcus citri (citrus mealybug) is the source of this 1190-nucleotide messenger RNA. RefSeq lists its product as uncharacterized. Gene Ontology annotation, molecular function: zinc ion binding; nucleic acid binding. The record is from RefSeq and is a predicted model, not a curated record. Bases 144 to 1190 code for a protein of 348 amino acids. NCBI's taxonomy places the organism in Eukaryota, Metazoa, Arthropoda, Insecta, Hemiptera, Pseudococcidae. The transcript is spliced from 2 exons.
CUGGCUAGGGAUGUGACUGGUUUCGCAUACUAACUUUCUCAGUAUUGUGAAAGUUAUCUGCGGAACCAGUGCACUGACGAUUUGUGGUAGCUGCCCCCUCUGUGGAAUAUUAUUGGUUUUUGUCUCUCUCUCUCUCAUUCAACAUGCCUAACCAAACGCGAAAUGCCCGGAAACGUGUUGCCUCCCGCCCUCUGUCCCCUGUCUCUGGCCAACGCGGUGCUGCCAGCUCUGGUGGUACCGUAGUAAUCGAUCGCAUAGCUGAUGCAAUUAUUAAAUUGAGUGAGGCUCAGGCCACUCAAAUGGCACUUACGGCUCGAAUCGCCGAAUCGAAUCAAAUUGCUCAGGAGAACCAGGCUCUCCACACAAGCAUCGCCUCUCAGCCUAAGCCUAUCGCGAAUUAUUCUUCUGUCCCCGUUUUCAACCCUUCUAAUGCCGAUCACGAUAUCGAGAAGUGGUUAGAAAAAGUAGAUGAGCUGAGUGUUGUCUAUUCUUGGACACCAGCUAUGACCAUCAAUGCUGCGACUUCGAAAUUGGCUGGGUAUGCCAAAAAGUGGUAUGAUGGUCAAGAGACCUUUAUUCAUACAUGGGAUGAAUGGAAGGAGCUACUCACUGAUGCCUUUCAAUCCAAUAAAGGCCGCUAUCAAAGGAUGUUAGAAUUGAUGGCACGUAAGAAAAAGUUAAAUGAGAAAUUCGCCGAUUACUAUUACGAUAAAAUGAUCCUUCUGGUUGCCGCGAAAAUACCUGACGAAGUAGAUCAAGUUGACUUUCUCAUUGGUGGUAUACCUGAUAAGACUACACGCGAUAGCGCGAGGCAGGGUAGAUAUAAAACACCCUUGAAGCUGUUGAAAUACCUGAAUAGCAUAGAAGAACCCUCCGUUCCUUCUACCUCCACUAAUGACUCGCAAUCUAAACACGUUCCCUCCGCUCCUCGCACUUCCCAUCCGCAGUCCGAUGCGAGAAAGAAGAAUAUUGAAUGCCACAAGUGUGGAAAGAAAGGCCACUAUGCGAGAGAGUGUGAGAAAGAGAGUAGACAACCUCGCAAUGAGAAGAAGGACGACGUGCGUGUGCCUAUGAAGCAGUGUGAGUUUUGUAAGCGUUUUGGUCACGUAGAAAAAGACUGUUUUAAAAAGAAGGCAAGCUCUGGUUCUGGUACAGGUACUCCAAAACCACCCCCUGCCAAGACUGAAUGA